CUCCUACUUGAGACACACCGUCCAGGGAGCGUGAAAGGCCAGCGCAGGACACACACAUUGACAUUGAUUGUGCUGUCGCCGUUUUAAGGAUGUCUCUGCAUACAUGGCUGCAGCUGUGCAUAGCGGCGCUGAGCGUGUGUGUGAGGGCCAUAGAUCGGACAGAGCUCCUCCGGUACGGAGAGCACACCGGAGACCGAUCGCUCGAACCCGGGGCCGGGACCGACCAGAGGAGCCAGCAGCUCGCGCUGGACAAACCUCUCCACUUUUACCACGGCAAAUUCCACAGUGUGUUCAUUAAUACCAAUGGAUUUGUUGCUAUGGAGGAGCCAACAGCUGAGUAUCAGAACAACAUGCCUGCCAGUUUUGGCAUGAUUGCAGCAGCCAUGGGAAAUCUGGACACCAGUAAUGGGGUUGGGAAAGUCUACUUCCGCCAGGACGCCAGCCCCACAACCUUGCGGCAAGUGGCUGACCACAUUAACCGGGCCUUUCCUGAAGAUGACGAGGUAGAGCCCAUUCAUGCCUUAGUGGUCACCUGGGAGAAUGUGGAGCCUCAUGAGUCCUCACGCAGAGGAGAUGUGCUGGACGGCAAGAGGAACACCUUUCAACUUGUUGUGGCUUCAACGGAGACUGCUAGCUAUGCGGUUCUCUUGUACCCACGGGACGGAUUGCAGUUCCAUUCAACACUUGUGGGGGGCACGAGCAAGCCCAUCGUAGCUGGAUUCAACCAAGGACACAUGAUGCCCUGGUCCUCCUGGAGUCAAGAUUCAUUCUAUAAUCUCAUCUCCACGAAUGAGGUGUCUGUACGAGACCUUUCUGAACAAACAAACUCUGGCAAACGUGGUGUGUGGGUAUACGAGAUAGGCACUUCUCCUUACUUCUCAGCCAUCGCACCUGGGGAGGUGACAGACCUGCCUCCAGAGGCCCCCCAGGAAGGUCAUGCUGUGGAAGAGGCGGAGGAGGUGGAGACAGUCUCAGAGUUCCCGGUGUACAAAGUUUACCCACAGGAGGUUCCUCAGUUGUCCGGCUUCCCAGAAGAGCCUGAGGAAACCCAGCCGGCGGUGUAUCAGGAGCCAGGGCGCACAGAGAAGAUCGCGGCACACCCAGACCCUGUGGAGCCCUAUCCUGCUCCAAACCGUAUCCAGCCACUGCUGCAUGCAGAGGCCAUCCCUCACCAGCAGCCUCACUACCCAGAAGCUCCCCCGCUUUCACAUCCCCAUUACCAACCAGAAAAUCCACAGGUGGUGGUGGUGGAUGAUGGCGAUAUCAAUGUAGAUGUGUUCUCCUACAACUACGAAACGUGUGCUACCACACGGCACAAGUGUUCCAGCUUUGCAGAUUGCAGGGACUAUACCGGGGGCUACUGCUGCCACUGCCGCCCUGGUUUCUACGGCAACGGGAAGGACUGUGUGGCUGAAGGUAAACCCCAAAGGAUGAACGGCAAAGUCAGCGGCAAGGUUUUCGUGGGCGACUCUCCUGCACCCCUGGAGUUCAGCAACAACGACCUGCAUUCCUACGUGGUGGCCAACGAUGGUCGGGCCUAUAUAGCCAUCAGCACAAUCCCCCCUAGCCUUGGCCCCUCCCUGCUUCCCCUCUCCUCCCUUGGGGGGGUCAUUGGCUGGGCCUUUGCCUUGGAGCAGCCUGGCUAUGAGAACGGCUUCAGCAUUGUUGGAGGAGAAUUCACACGACAGGCCGAGGUGACCUUCCUGCCUGGCGACGAGAAGCUGACCAUCAAACAGGAGUUCCGAGGCAUAGACGAGCAUGACCAUCUUGUGGUUAACACAGAGCUUCAGGGCAGGCUGCCAGAGGUCCCACAGGGCUCCACUGUGCAAAUUGAGCCCUACACUGAGGUCUAUCAGUAUGGCAACAAUGUGAUCACCACCUCUUCAUUGCGGGACUACACAGUCACCUUGGACAAUGGUGUCACGCAGACAAAGUCCUUCCACUGGAAACAGACCAUUGUAUACCAGAGCUGCCCCCAUGAUGAGAUCCCUAAGGUUGACUACCAAGCCCAGCAGCUCAGUGUGGACCAAGUCUUCGUGAUGUAUGAUGCAACCAACCAGCUCAUCCGCUACGCAAUGAGCAACAAGAUCGGCUCCAUCCACAGUGGAGAGCCUGAGCAGAAUCCCUGCUUCACCGGCAGACAUGGCUGCGACACCAACGCGGCCUGCCGACCUGGCCAGGGGAACCAGUUCACCUGCGAGUGUGCCACUGGCUUCACUGGGGAUGGGCGAACUUGCUAUGACAUCGAUGAAUGCAGAGAGAUGCCCCAGAUCUGUGGCCCUCACGCCAUCUGUAACAACCAGCCCGGCACCUUCCGCUGCGAGUGUGUUGACAGCUUUCAGUUUGGCAGCGAUGGACAGACCUGCAUCAAGGUGGAUCGUCCUAUUGACCACUGCCAGGCUGGGACCCACAACUGUGACAUCAUACAGCGGGCUCGCUGCAUCUACACUGGAGGCUCCAGCUUCAUUUGCUCCUGCUUGCCAGGCUUUGAGGGUGAUGGCCGCAUCUGCCAAGACAUAGAUGAGUGCCAGCCGGGCCGCUGCCACCAAGAUGCGGUGUGCUCCAACACACCAGGCUCCUUCAGCUGCCAGUGCAGGCCUGGUUUCCAUGGUGACGGCUUCCACUGCUCAUCUGGUUCUGAGCGUGAGAAGACGCAGUGUGAGAGACACCGCGACGGUGCCCUGGUGGGCUCCUCCGCCUUCGGCCCUCGGGGCCCCCGUCCGCUGCCUGGCCAGUUCAUACCCACCUGUGAUGCCCUGGGAAACUACGAGCCCACCCAGUGCCACUCAAGCACCGGGCACUGCUGGUGUGUGGACCGCAACGGUCAAGAAAUUCCAGGCACGCGUGCUGGGCCAGGAACGCAACCCAUGUGCAUUGAGCCGAGCGUGGUGCUCCCACCAGUGGGUCCUACCACUCGGCCUGAUGUCAGCCCUUUGCCCCCGGGUUCCCACCUGCUGUUUGCCCAAUCUGGGAAGAUCGAACACAUUCCUCUGGAUACCACUGGCCUCACUCUUAAGAAGAGUGAGGCCAAGGCUGUGUUACAUAUUCCGGACAAAGUUGUUAUUGCUGUGGCCUACGACUGUGUGGAGAAGAUGGUCUACUGGACUGAGAUUACUGGACCCUCUAUCAGCAAGGCUAGCUUACAGGGCGGGGACCCCAUUCCGGUCAUUCAAUCAGAUCUGGAAAGCCCCGAAGGCAUCGCAGUGGAUCACCUGGGCCGAACCAUGUUCUGGACCGAUUCCAUGCGGGAUGUGAUUGAGGUGGCCUCUCUGGAUGGAAGCCAGCGUCGCGUUCUUUUCAACACCGACCUGGUCAACCCCCGAGCCAUUAUCACUGACUCAGUCAAUGGGUAUCUCUACUGGGCAGACUGGAACAGAGAUGCGCCGAAGAUCGAAACCUCUUAUAUGGAUGGGACAAACAGAAGGGUGCUGGUGAAGGAUGACCUGGGUUUACCCAACGGAUUGACUUACGACCCCCAAACCUCCCAGCUCUGUUGGGCUGAUGCCGGAACUCAUAAAGUGGAGUGUAUAACACCCAGUACAGGAAACCGCAGGAAAGUCCUGGACGGGAUCCAGUACCCCUUCGAUAUCACAUUCUAUGGGAGGAACCUCUACUACACAGACUGGAGGAGGGAUGCGGUGAUCGUGGUGGACUCCCAGGUGGGGAAGGAGACGGAUGAGUUCCGCCCACAGAAACAGUCCCGGCUGUACGGCAUCACCGCCGCGUACACCCAGUGCCCCUACGCGCAAAACUACUGCAGCGUGAAUAACGGAGGCUGCACACACUUGUGUUUGGCGACCCCUGCUGGCCGCUCCUGUCUUUGCCCCGAUAACGCGGUGGACGUGCGCUGUGUGCAGAGAGAGAGCCAGUCCUGAGGAGGAGGAGGAGGAGGAGGAGGAAGAGCGACAGAUGAGUGUUUGUUAAUGGGGAUGAGCUCCAUAUGCUCUUUCUAAUCCUCAACUGAUCCAGUAAAAAGGGCCAUCUGUCACUCUAGAUACUCAACACCAAACAAGCACGGAAUGACGCACUGCCUCAGUGUCAUAGUUAUUUUCAUUUUAGCCCUAUCAUGCAUUUUCUCAAAGAAACUUAUGAUCAUUAUUUUACUGUAAAUAAAUUUAAGUGCAGAAUUAUCUGAAGAAAAUCUAAGUCCUCUGUUAAACAUAAAUAAGUCUGCAACAACAACACGUACAAGGAAUGUGUGUAACCGCUUGUCCCGAGCGGGGUCCCGGCGAACCGGAGCCUAACCCGGCAACACAGGGCGU
This is a messenger RNA of Scleropages formosus (Asian bonytongue), 4262 nucleotides long. RefSeq names its product nidogen-1-like. Gene Ontology annotation, molecular function: Wnt receptor activity; calcium ion binding; Wnt-protein binding. The transcript is spliced from 20 exons. The record is from RefSeq and is a predicted model, not a curated record. Gene Ontology annotation, cellular component: plasma membrane. Lineage: Eukaryota; Metazoa; Chordata; Actinopteri; Osteoglossiformes; Osteoglossidae. Gene Ontology annotation, biological process: canonical Wnt signaling pathway; cell-matrix adhesion. The coding region runs from base 90 to 3875 and encodes 1261 amino acids.